Macadamia integrifolia is the source of this 608-nucleotide messenger RNA. Its product is annotated as calcium-binding protein 39-like. The record is from RefSeq and is a predicted model, not a curated record. Bases 104 to 586 code for a protein of 160 amino acids. Gene Ontology annotation, molecular function: protein serine/threonine kinase activator activity. NCBI's taxonomy places the organism in Eukaryota, Viridiplantae, Streptophyta, Magnoliopsida, Proteales, Proteaceae. The transcript has 4 exons. Gene Ontology annotation, biological process: intracellular signal transduction.
UUGCAUGUGAUUGAGUGAUCAAGCUAUUUGACAAAGGGGAAGAGAUAGAUCGAUCGAGAGAGGGAGGAGUUGCAGAGAAAGACUAAAGGAUAGUUAGUUAAUCAUGUCAUUUUCUUUCUUCAAGCAGAGACCCAAACCAGUACCGGAGCUCGUGAGAGCGAUCAGAGACAGUCUUCUCGCUCUUGACAACAAGACUGUUGUAGAAGUUAAAGCCCUUGCAAAGGCUUUAGAAGAAGUUGAAAAGAAUUUUGUUGCAAUGAGACAAAUGCUCUCUGGAGAUGGAGAAAUUGAACCAAAUGCCAAUAAUAUUGCACAGUUUACCCUUGAAAUCUGCAAAGAUGAUGUUAUUGGCCUUUUUGUUCACAAGCUUCCUAUUUUGGGAUGGGAAGCAAGAAAAGAUUUAGUGCACUGUUGGUCUAUAUUGUUGAGGCAAAUGGUCGGCUCUACUUACUGUUGUGUGGACUACAUUGAGAAUCAUCUGGAACUGCUUGACUUCCUUGUCGUGUGCUAUGAUAACAAGGAGAUUGCCUUGAAUUGUGGAAACAUGUUGAGGGAGUGCAUCAAAUUUCCGACCCUUGCAAAGUAAGAUGUUUAAGUUUCUGAUUAGU